Mytilus californianus (California mussel) is the source of this 2080-nucleotide messenger RNA. RefSeq lists its product as uncharacterized. The transcript is spliced from 8 exons. Lineage: Eukaryota; Metazoa; Mollusca; Bivalvia; Mytilida; Mytilidae. The record is from RefSeq and is a predicted model, not a curated record. Bases 174 to 1496 code for a protein of 440 amino acids.
AGUCAAAUAUUUUAGAUUUUGCAGAUUGAAUUACGACUGAUUGAAUUUUAAAGAUAUUUAUAAAAGAUAAUGUAGCAACCAAUGAAAUAUUAAUCAUCCUACAGUAUGUCCAAGUACGAUUCUGAUAAAUUUACGCAAUAAACAGAUUGCCUUACAUAGUGUGUUGUCAAUAGAUGUAUUCAAUGGCGCUGGUACCGGUGAGGGCCAAGUAUAUCAACUUGUCAUCCGACUAUUCACCGAGACUGAAUAUAGAAACUGUUGUACAGGACAUGCAAGUGUUUUAUCCGAAACAUGUAUUGGAUGCUGCUAAAUACGAGUACAUAGACCUCCUGAAGACGGAGAACCUCCUCCAUACAAAGUACCCGGAACAGUUUCGGAGCCUAGUCAAGAACGAUGAUAAAGUUUAUGUCAGUGAAGCACAGUUCCCCACUCUGUCUGUCAGCAAACUGUAUCAAGUGUUAAAAACAGCAGAGAGACACCGAAGAUCAGCAUGGAGAAACGCAAUGCUUGAAUUCAUAUCACUGCAACGUAUACAAAAACUGUAUGUUCAACUUGAGGGGGACAAUAAAUAUUUGAAGAAAAACCGUCAUAAUCCAGAAAGAGUGAAAAUAGGUCUAAUAGGGAGAUUAAGUCCAACCACACCUCCUAAGUCCCCAAACAUGAUAGUCACUGCAAGAUCGCAGAAAUCUCCAUUAUACAUUAGAAAGGAUGGGUUUGUUUCUGCGGAUGAAUAUGAUGAACUCAGACUGGAACUGACUAAGCGGGAUAAUGCAAUUCAAGAGUUAACCAGCAGGGUCAGUGCGUUAGCCAAUCAGCAUAUCUAUGACGGGUUUCCUACAUUUAAGUACGCCAAUGAAACAGUCAAUUCUACUAACAUAGCUGAAAAAUUUGCUCUCGUGUUUGAAAACGAAUGGAAGGCAGCAUAUGAAGAUUUAGCAGACAGAGGUUAUCACGAUGAAGAAAUUGUAUAUAAGUUGAUGAGAGUUAUUAGGUAUGCAUAUCCAUUCUGUCAACAAAUAGCAGAGGACCAAAUAAUAGAACUCAUUCACACAAUGGAACAUCCAAACGUUCGACAAAAGAAUAUUUACGCUUUAGACAAGGGAUCAUUGAUACACGGAUAUAAAUCCCCACUUCAAUUACCAUCAGGGGUUGCUACGCGGUUAGCAAAGGAAUACAGGAGAGCAAGUUCUACAUUGUCUGUUCCUAGUGUUAUACAGUAUUUCAAGGAAUCUACAGCUUCUAGAUUAGAACUCAACUAUAAAACAUUGGUUUCUAUGAACUCAUAUAUUGACAAAUGUGUAGAACUCAUAUGGUACAUGUGUGUACAAGACCCAUCGAUGAUUUUAAGAUGGCCAGAUCCGGACGAUGCUGUGGACCCAACAAUUUUUAAAUACUACAAGAAAAAAGGAACUGUUGUCAAACAUGCUGUAUGGCCGGCAUUAUAUUUACAUGACGCUGGUUUAAUGUUAAAACGAGGCUGCGCAAGACCUUACUAAUCUGUUCUAGUAUAAUCUACUGCAAGGAAUCUAAAUUUAUUUGAUUUGUUUUCUCUAAAAUCAUUGUUCCAAAAAUUAAUGCGGUUUUAAUGCUUGUCUAUUACAAUUAGCUUUAGUCGUCUCUCUAUGUUAAACAAGCUUUUUCAUUUAAACACCAAAUGGAGAAACGUAAGACAAAAUAAUUGAAACAAAACUCUUGCAUUUUAUAACUAUCCUCUCACUGUCUCAAAUGUGCUUUAGUUUGGAAAAACUUAAUAUUCAGAUAACUAUUUGAUAUUCCCCUUGUGAUGUAAAUGAACAGUUAACACUUUCCUCAAGUCUCGAGUGUCAAAAUAAAAUUAUUAAGACAUGGUUCUUCAAAGCAGGGACAUUACUAACAUUUUGGAGUAUUUGCCUCAGUAAGCGCUUCGUUGCAACGAUAUGUGUUUCCUUUAAACGAUAUUUAUUGAUUAAUCAUUGUAUGUUUGAGUUAUAUUUUAGUUAGUUUAAAUUAAUGAAUUUCAAAUGAAAGUGUGAAACUUUUGUGUUAUCAUCCAUGUAAUUGUUAUCAUAUCAAAUAGCCAUUAAAGAAAUGUUCACAUUGC